CUCGUGCAGUUGAAUCGAGGCGAUGGGUGGUGGAGGAGGUGAGGUGAUUGGGGAACUCCGCUUUUUAUUCCGCGCUUUAUUCCGCGCCCUGCAAUUCCGCUCCGCCACACGCACAUAUAAACCGCAGCCUUGCCACCCAUUGACUCCACUCAAAAACACAAACCAAACAACCACAACCACAACCAUCCACCAACCAAAAAACCUCCAUCCCCACAAUGGGCGGCUCAACCACCACCUACCCAGGCUUCCCCGUCCCAAACCCCACAACCUCCUACUGGCAACUCCCCCCGCACCGAAUAGCAAACCACCGCACAACCCCCAACCUCCCCACCACAACAACAUUCGACUACAUAAUCAUCGGCUCCGGCAUCUCAGGCGCAGCCACAGCCUACAAACUCCUGCGCCGCAACCCGUCCACCAGCAUCCUCAUGCUCGAAGCCCGGAGCGCCGCUUCAGGCGCCUCAGGCCGGAACGGAGGCCACUGCCGCGCCGGCUGGUGGACGAAUUUCAAAAAGUACGCAGAGGCUUUUGGCGAGGAGGAGGCGUUGAAGUUUGAGGCGCUGGAGGAGGGGAAUGUGCGGGAUAUUGCGGCUUUUGUGCGGGAGCAUGAGGUCGAGUGUGAUUUUCGCGCUGUCGAGACGGCGGAUUUGGCUGCUACGGAGGCGGUGUGGGAGGAGGCGAUGGAGGUUGUGCGGUUUCGGGAAGAUGUGAGGAGGCGGCGACCUGAUGCUGGGGAUCUAUCGAGUGAGCGGAAGUUCUGGGUGGGCGAGGAGGCGAGGGAGCGGUUUGGGAUUGAGGCGCUCGUUGGCGCCAUUACUUAUCCUGGCCAUACGCAGAAUCCGUAUCGCCUUGUUUGUCGCAUGCUCGAGCUGAGCCUGGACAUGGGCCUGAACUUGCAGACCAACACGCUGGUGACGGACGUCUCGCCUUCCACCACUCCAGACGGUGCGCGACAGUGGAACGUGCGAACAGAAAGAGGCACCGCCCAGGGCAGACAAGUAGUCCUAGCGACAAACGCCUACACCAACGCCCUCCACCGCAGCCUCGGCGCAACAGGCUUCCUCACCCCCUCCAGAAGCCAAGUCACCGCCCUUCGACCCGGGAGCAACGCAACCGGCAACCCCGCCCUCCGCGGCAGCGCAGGGAUCGACGACUUCGAAGCAGGUGGCUACUUCUUCGCUCGUGAGCCAGGUCUCCAAGGCGAGGGGGACAUCAUCUGGGGCGGCGGGCGGCCGGUGUCGAAAACGAGGGAAAUGGGCAUCACGGAUGAUUCGACGGUCCAUGCGGGGAUUGCGGAGUACCUUCACCACGCUCCGGGCCAUUUGUUUGGGGAGAAGGCGUGGGGGACGGAGGGGGAGGUGUUGAGGGAUUGGACGGGGAUUGUGUGCUAUACCCCUGAUACCUUUCCACUUGUUGGGGAGGCGCCGGGAGAGGAGGGGUUGUGGAUGUCGGUGGCGAUGAAUGGGCAUGGUAGUAAGUGAUUUCCUAUGAGGCGUUUAGUGAUCUUGACUGACGUGCUUGCACAGUGGCUAUGGCGUUCCGAUGUGCGGAGGCCUUGGUCGAGAUGAUGACGACGGGUCAGAGGCCCGAAUGGCUGCCGCAAUCCUUUCGGGUGGAGCGAGCGUGGGAGAACGCAGGGCCCACGCUGCAGAAGUAUCUGAAAGUAACGUGACGAUGAUGGGAUCUGCAGCACUGCCCUGCACAUUGGUAGUGCACAAUCGGGCGUCUGGAGUAGCAAAGUCG
Messenger RNA from Neohortaea acidophila, 1743 nucleotides. RefSeq names its product FAD dependent oxidoreductase. The coding region runs from base 216 to 1481 and encodes 421 amino acids. Gene Ontology annotation, cellular component: cytoplasm. NCBI's taxonomy places the organism in Eukaryota, Fungi, Ascomycota, Dothideomycetes, Mycosphaerellales, Teratosphaeriaceae. The record is from RefSeq and is a predicted model, not a curated record. Gene Ontology annotation, molecular function: oxidoreductase activity. The transcript has a single exon.